AUGCCGUCACACCAUCGGGGCAAAGGCACAGCCGCCAAACCUCACAGAGUUGCGAGACAGUCCAAGGGCAAGGAGAGAGACAGGACGAGCUACAACACCGAUUCGCAAGGCUCACUCUUGCCCCAAAGAGACGAUCAAGAUGGUACGACACAUAGUCUAGAGACAAGACCCAACUCAUGCAAAGGCAUCGCAGGAGAAGAGGAAGACGAUCAUGCAAUCAGACGGCCAGCCUUUCCCAUCGCCAUGUGGGACUUUGAUCAUUGUGAUCCUCGAAAGUGCUCUGGCAAGAAGCUCGCUCGACUAGGCCUGAUGCGCGAGCUCAGACUCGGCCAAAGAUUCCACGGCAUCGUCAUGAGUCCCAAGGGCACUCGACCUGUAUCACCUGCAGAUAGAGAUAUCGUGAUCGAGUCUGGCGUCGCUGUCGUCGAGUGCUCCUGGGCACGCCUCGAUGAGAUACCGUUUGGCAAGAUCAGGUCGCCUCAUGAGCGCUUAUUGCCGUAUCUGAUCGCCGCUAAUCCUGUCAAUUAUGGCAAGCCUUUCAAAUUGACCUGCCUCGAGGCGAUAGCGGCAGCGCUGUACAUUGUCGACUGUGUAGACGAAGCCGAGCUCUUGUUGAGCAAGUUCAGCUGGGGCCAUUCGUUCUUCGAGAUCAAUGGUCCGCUACUGCUACGAUACAAGACAUGUCGUUCGGCAGACGAGAUCAGUGCCAUGCAAGAGAAUAUCACGAGCGAGAUAGAAGCAGAGGCAGCGCAGCGAAAGUCAGAAAACGGUCAAGUCGGGCUAGAGGACGAUCUGCUCGUUGCGAACCCUAAUCAUGCUGCUUCGGCAUGGCGACCACAUCGCGAGCUCGAUCUCGACUCUAGCGAUUCAGAUCAGUCGGAUAGCCGUGAAGAACCCCAAAGCAUGGAACAACUUCAUCCAGAAGAAACUGUGGACACGCUCGGGAACACGCGCAGAGCUAGCAAGGGCCCGGGAGACAGCGGCUGGGCCCCUCACCAUUCUGUGACGCUCACAUUGACUGUCAUUACGCUCAGCAAGACUUCAAGACCAGUCUACAUUGGCAAGAUGAGUGCAGACGGCGCCAACGUCAACAAGUCGACUCAGACAUUCACGACCGCGCUCGUACUCAAUGCGGCCGUCGCAGCAGUCGAAAUCGGCAUCUUUGCCGUCAUCCAUGCUCGCUUCAAGAAGAUCUAUCGUCCUCGAACGUACUUGCCCCUGCCGUCCAAGCGAACGACGACAACUUUGGCCGACAGUCCCAUAGGAUGGAUCAUGGCCGUCAUCAAGGCAGAUCCCAAGCAGAUCAUUCAUCAUAACGGGCUCGACGCGUACAUGUUCGUGCGCUUCCUGCGCAUGAUGCUCUGGAUCUUCGUACCCGCCUGGAUUCUCACCUGGGUCAUCCUCUUGCCCGUCAAUGCUGCCAACUCGGGCGGCACCCAGCAAGGCAUCAACAAGCUCACCUUUGGCAAUAUCGGCCUUGGUGCGCAAAACCGAUACGCUGCUCAUUUGAUCAUUCUCUAUAUCAUUACCUUCUGGAUCUUCUAUCUGAUCAAACAAGAGCUCGCUGCCUUUAUCCCCCUGCGCCAAGAAUUCCUUACAUCUGCAGAUCACAAGCGAUUGGCCAUGUCGCGCACCGUUCUGCUUACCGGCAUUCCCAAUGAGAUGCUCACCGUCGAGAAGCUCACUCAAGUCUGUAGCUACCUGCCCGGCGGCGUCAAGCAGAUCUGGAUCAAUCGCGAUCUCAAGGAACUGCCGGAUUUCUAUGAUCGUCGUCAGAAAGCCUGCCAGAAGCUCGAAGCGGCAGAGACGAAGCUCUGUAAGCUUGCUGUGCAGAACAAGACGAAGCAGGAGAAGAAAGCAGCAAAGGCUGCCAAGAAGUCUGGCGAGCCUGCACCCUCGAAUGGCUCCGAAUCUCACCCGAUGACCAACAUGAACGCUGAUGUGGAAGCGGACGCAUCGAUGGCCGCCAAAUACGUCGAGCAGAAGCAGAGACCGACGUGCCGACCUAAUUCGAAAAUCCCUUGCUUCGGCGAGAAGAAAGACACCAUCGAAUGGGCCCGCGAAGAAAUUGAGCUCUGUGAACGCGAACUCAGCGAGCGUCGUCCGCAUUGGGAUGACUUCACGCCGAAAUCGUCGGCAUUCAUCCAGUUCAACUCGCAGAUGGCAGCUCAUUUCUUCGCCCAAUGCUUGGCUCACGAACUGCCGUUGCGUAUGGCGGGACGUCACAUCGAAGUCGACCGCGAAGAUGUCAUCUGGUCCACACUCAACAUGAAUCCAUACGAGCAGAAGAUCCGCUACGUUCUCUCGUGGACGAUGACGAUCGGUCUCAUCAUCCUCUGGGCUAUCCCCGUUGCUUUCGUAUCUGCCAUCUCAAAUGUCAGCCAGCUCUGUCAGAAGGCAUCCUGGCUCAGUUGGCUUUGCUCGCUGCCCGUCCCUAUCAAUGGCAUUAUUCAAGGCAUCCUUCCACCAGUAGCUUUGGCUGUUCUGUUCAUGCUGCUGCCGAUCGUCCUGCGAUUCUUUGCCAUCUUCGAAGGCAUUCCCCUCCACUCGCUCGUUGAGGUAUCUCUCAUGAAGCGCUACUUCAUGUUCCUUGUCAUCCACGGUUUCCUCGUCGUCACAGUUGCGUCUGGCUUGAUCAACGCACUGCCGUCUCUCGGCAGCAAUCCCGGCGGUGUCGUGUCUCUGCUUGCCAAUAAGCUCCCCGGCGCCAGCGUCUUCUUCUUGACUUAUAUCGUCACUACAACGCUCUCUGGCGCAGCAGGCGCGCUAUUGCAGAUCGUUCCCUUGAUCCUCUACUAUGUCAAGGUCAAGUUCCUCGCCUCGACCCCGCGCAGCGUCUACGGUCUGCAAUACUCGAUGGGCAGCGUUCAGUUCGGCACGCUUUGGCCAAAUCAAUCGCUCCUCAUGGUCAUCGCGCUCGCCUACUCGAUCAUCGCUCCCCUCGUUAAUGGCUUUAUAUCCCUCGGUUUCGCGUUCACCUGGUUUGUCUUCAAGUACCUAUUCAUCUGGGUUUACGACAUGCCGAACCACAUGGAGACGGGCGGCCGCUACUUCCCUCUCGCUAUCCAUCACAUCUUCGUUGGCCUUUACAUCGAAGAGCUCUGCCUUACAGGCUUGUGGUUCCUAGCACGCAAUGACACUGGCGGCGUGUCUGCAAUUCCGGAAGCAAUCUUUGCAAUCAUCCUAAUCGUCAUCACUGUUCUAUAUCACACUAUCCUCUUCUCAGGCUAUGGCCCGCUCAUCAAUUACCUGCCGCUCUCCCUAGGUGGCUCGAUCGAAGAGACCGAGAAGCUCAUCGCUUCAGAGACCCAACAAGGCUAUUCGAGCGAUACCUCGGGCAAGGCCACCGAUUCCAAGCCUUCCGCAUUCUCAAACGUCAAUGGCGAUAAUAAGACAACACCGUUGCACGCCGGAGCGGAGAAGCGAAAUGGCUCGAUCAAGGCAGACUCCUACAAGAGCGAUGCCGACGAAGAGACUACUCGAGCAUUCGAUCACCCUGCUGCUUGGGUCAGACAGACACCGCUCUGGAUUCCUAAUGACACUCUUGGCAUCGGCAAAGCGGAGAUCGCUGCUGCAAACAAGCUCGGUAUCGCCGCUUCAAGCGAAGGCGCUACGAUGGAUGCCAAUGGCAAGUGUCACGUCUCUCGUUCGCCUCCCGGCGAGACUUGGGAAGAAGUCGAGGAGCAGAAGCAGCCCGAGAAGGUUCCUAAUCGAUCAUGA
Messenger RNA from Mixia osmundae IAM 14324, 3720 nucleotides. RefSeq lists its product as uncharacterized. The record is from RefSeq and is a predicted model, not a curated record. The transcript is spliced from 21 exons. Gene Ontology annotation, biological process: rRNA processing. Gene Ontology annotation, cellular component: plasma membrane. Gene Ontology annotation, molecular function: rRNA small subunit aminocarboxypropyltransferase activity; calcium-activated cation channel activity. The coding region runs from base 1 to 3720 and encodes 1239 amino acids. NCBI's taxonomy places the organism in Eukaryota, Fungi, Basidiomycota, Mixiomycetes, Mixiales, Mixiaceae.